This is a messenger RNA of Monopterus albus (swamp eel), 4823 nucleotides long. RefSeq names its product protein phosphatase 1, regulatory subunit 10 (gene ppp1r10). The coding region runs from base 1140 to 3569 and encodes 809 amino acids. Gene Ontology annotation, molecular function: metal ion binding; protein phosphatase 1 binding. The transcript has 19 exons. NCBI's taxonomy places the organism in Eukaryota, Metazoa, Chordata, Actinopteri, Synbranchiformes, Synbranchidae. Gene Ontology annotation, cellular component: PTW/PP1 phosphatase complex; chromatin; nucleus. The record is from RefSeq and is a predicted model, not a curated record.
UACCUAAUGUAUUCAUAAAACAACAAAAGGCGAAAGACGAGAAAACUAUGGCUGCUGAAAUUGAAUAUGUGUUUUUGUGUGUUUUGCAGGUAUGAAUUUGCUUUGCCGAAGACUGAACCGUCGAGGACUUUGAACAACUCUACUCAAAUUCAUAUUUUUUUCUUCAAGUAAUGGACAUUUGAUUACUAUUUUUGCCUCCACCUUGUUCCUGAAGGAAAGGCUAGCUUUUAGCUAUCACAGCCCCACCCAUAAGAAGUCUUUCAUUUGAUAAAAAAAAAACCAUGAAGGUUAAUGAUAUAAAGUUUAUGAAACAAGAUAUAUAAGUGCUUGAAAGCACACUAUAUUAUACCCGAGACGCUGAGGAUCUAUAGUAUCAAUAGUAAGUUGACUUUUGAAGUUGAAUCGAAAUUCCUCAAAUGAAAAUAGUCGUAGAUAGUAGGCUAGCUAGCGGUAGCUGGCUAGCAGGCAACGUACGUUAGGUUGGUUCUUAGCAAACAAUUUGAAUAUAGUCAGUUUUCGUAUGAGCUCACACAGGAAAGUGUACGGAAGCGCAAGGCUCCGUUUCUUUGUGUGUGAGACGGAAUGGGCGACUUGAACAAAUAAAACUAGCCAGUGAAUCCGCAAAAAUAACCAUAAGCAAUCUAAUCAUAAAGAUUGCCUUAGGCACAGAAAGCAAAUUUAAGAUAAUGAAGUCGGACUUUUUGCCUGCCAAAUUUGCUUUAUAGGGGCUGCUCUGCGGAACGAACACCCACAGCAAUCUGUACAUAAAGAUUGCAUUAGUUUGAAGAUUGUGGACAUGUGCCGGUGAUAUAUGGUGAAAUGUUGGUAAUUAUAGCACAGAGACUUAACGAAACCCCGCAUCAUGUUCUCGGCAAUCUGUGGAUAAAGAUUGCAGGAUGACUCAAGCGAAAUGGUCUUUCGAAGCACAAACAGUCGGGAUUGGCAAAUAUGGUGGAAUAGUUGUUUGCUUGCCGGACAGCUCGGGGGGCUAGCCGCGCUCUCUGACCAACAUUUGGGACGUUUUAGUGACUGAAAUGCAGAACAAGUAUAGACUGAUGUUCAUCGCAUUGUCAGACUGCUAUACGCUGUUGUGGAGGUCUGAGACUAUAUAAAACUUCUACAACAACAGUUACACGGAUAUGGCAGGGGGACCAGUGGACCCCAGAGAGAUUUUGAAGGGUGUGGAGAACCUGCUAGGGAAGGAUGGAGAGCUCCGCAGCCUGGAGGGAGUCCCAAAGGUGUUUAGCCUUAUGAAAGCUUCUACCAAGAUGGUCAGUAGAUGUAUGUACCUCAACAUCCUGUUGCAGACAAAAUCUCACGAUGUUCUUAACCGCUUUAUCAGAGUUGGUGGCUACAGGCUGCUCAACUCCUGGCUCACCUACUCAAAAACCACCAGUAACACCCCCCUGCUGCAGCUCAUCCUGCUCACACUGCAGAAGCUGCCUCUCAAAGUGGACCACCUCAAACAGAACAACACGGCCAAGCUGGUGAAGCAGCUGAGCAAGAGUGCAGAGACUGAAGACUUGAGGAAGCUGGCAUCUGUGCUUGUAGAUGGCUGGAUGGCAACUAUCCGCUCCCAGAGCGUCUCAAGCAGUGGCAACUCUCCUGCUGAUAAGAAAAAAAAGAAAGAGGAGAGCCGAAUGCCGGUGAGGGAUGUGAAGGAAAAGAGUGGAGAUGAGGAGAAGAAGAAGGAGAAGCCCAAAGCUCAUGCACCCAGCCACACAAAGAUUCGCUCCAUAGGAUUGGAAAUGGACACUCCCAGCCUGGCCCCUGCUAAGAAGACACCUGCUGCCCCACAGCUGGGUGACAAGUACAACAUCAAGCCUCCAGUCCUCAAGAGGCCCAGCUCUGGUCCAUCAGAUGCUCCACCUCUAGAGAAAAAAUACAAACCUCUAAAUACCCCGUCUAACUCUGCCAAAGAGAUCAAAGUCAAGAUCAUUCCAGCACAACCAAUGGAGUGCACAGGAUUCUUAGAUGCUCUGAACUCUGCCCCAGUGCCCGGGAUCAAGAUCAAGAAGAAGAAGCUGAGUGCCAGUACUACAGCCAGUACCAAGGCUGUUUCCCCCACUUCUAACAAGGCCAAUCCCUUCGACAGUAAAACCUCUGUAUAUUCUUCAUCCUCUACGAAACCAUCGUCUCCCGAAACUGCUGCUCCCAACACACCUGAUGAAAACCAGGAGCCAGAGCAACCUGGGACCCCUGUUCCCUCUGAGGACCCUGAGGCCUCAGACAAUGGUGAGAAACCUAAUGCCCUGGCAGAACCACGUGGAGAAGAGGAAAGCUUGACCAAGAAAGGCAAGAAGAAGAAGACUGUUCACUGGGCUGAGGAGGAGCAGCUCAAACAAUACUUCUACUUUGACCUAGAUGAGACGGAGAGAGUGAAUGUCAACAAGAUCAAGGACUUUGGUGAGGCUGCCAAACGGGAACUGAUGAUGGACAGGCAGACGUUUGAAAUGGCCCGUCGACUGUCCCAUGACACCAUGGAAGAGAGGGUUCCCUGGACGCCCCCGAGGCCUCUGACCCUGGCUGGGAGCUUGGUCACCUCCGGGGCCAACAGCACAGAGAAACUCACCCAGAGAGACCGUGAGAUGGGCAUACUGCAGGAGAUCUUCCUCAGCAAAGAGAGUGUGCCUGACAGUCCACAUGAACCAGACCCAGAGCCUUAUGAGCCCAUGCCUCCCCGUCUCAUCCCCCUGGAUGAGGACUCCUCCAUGGUGGAAGAUGCUUAUGCUGAGCCCAUGGACACCACAUCACAGCAAGGCUCUGCCAUGGCCCAGGGCGAGAGCUCCAAGCUGCCACCUGUCCUAGCCAAUCUCAUGGUCAACCUGAGCAACACCUCCCGCAGUCCACAAGCUACAAACACUGUUAGCAGCACUGUGGCUCCAGCUGUCAAUGUCCAAGAGCUGCUGUCUUCCAUAAUGGGUGCUUCUGGUAACCAGUCUACUGAAGACUUGAUCAAGCAGCCUGACUUCUCUGACAAGAUUAAACAGCUGCUGGGCUCCCUGCAGCAGACACAGACACAGAACCACAACCAGAACCAGGGUGGACCUCCACCAGUCAACCAAGGUUUACUGGGCCAAGGUCCGGGCAUGAACAACAUGAACAUGCACAUGCAAAUGCCCAUGAACGGCAGCUACCCACCCAACAACCCGCCUGGUGGUCCCCGCUUCAGCCACCCCCCGCCCCCUCAUAACCACGGGCCACCUUUUAACGCUGGUGGAGGCCCACGCAUGAUGGGGCCGCCGCCGGGCCAGGGUCGAGGAGACGGUGGCAGUUACUGGGGAGAUGAAUCCACGAGAGGAGGGCCCCACAGAGGAGGUCACUUCCACCGAGGAGGCCGAGGCCGAGGAGGAGGAGAGCUGGGCUUCAGGGGUCGAGGACGAGGAGGGCCCAGAGGGGGACACAACAACAUGAAUGACAUGUCCAAGAGGCCUGUGUGUCGUCACUUCAUGAUGAAGGGAAGCUGCAGGUAUGAGGGCAACUGUGCUUUCUACCACCCCGGGGUAAAUGGACCGCCACUGCCCCCCAACCACCCUGCUAACAACCAGCACCCACAGCUUGGACACUAGGUGAAACUGCUUCCAAUCUGGGAACAACUCUGUGAACUGGGGGCCGCUGGAAGAGCCGUUCUGAGAUCAAACCACCACAGGCUGUCGGGCUAGCUGUCUAAGACACAAACAUAGAAAGAAGAGGAUGUUCUGUCCUAUAACUCUAAAACUCUUGUCUGUGAAGGCGUUUUGCAGGUGACUGACCUGAAGUAGUGAUCUGUGGCUCACCUGAGGGAGAGCAGAGUCAGAAGAGAGUGAUUGAUUUGCUCAAAGCUAUAAGAUGAUCACUGAUGGGACCGUGUUUUUAUUGUGAUCAUUUUUAACUGUGAGACUGAUAGAAUUCAACACACUUGACCACUGUCGGCGUUGCUGCAGCGAGCUGCCUAUCUGCUCUGUCACUUUCCAUACCAUUAACAUGUUGACCAAAUGGAAGUCUCCUACGCAGCAGAAAGCUUUCCACACAGCUGAAUUUUCUUCCUAUCGUGGUUAUUGUACUGUAUUAUACCUACAUGUGAUAUUUCUUUUAGUUUAAUAUUUAGUUCUGUUAUUUCAUUAGUCAGGUUUGAACAGGAGAGUCAGAAAUGUUUUCCCUACUGAUAUAAUUCUUAAAUGUGAGACAAAAAAUUAGGCAGCACUUUACAAAGACAAAAAAAUUUAGCCAUAGCUAUGAUUUAUAGAAACUAGACCUGAAAAUAAUUGAGUAGUAUUGACACUGCUUUAUUUUGGCUAAUCCUAAAGAAAUAAUUUGAACUCUGCAGAGCUGAGGAGGAAGGCCUUGCUUCUUUUCUUUUUAACAACAGCUGGUAUUGGAUGUGAGGAGACUGUGCAGAAGCAUCAACAGUGUGUGUUGUAUGUACACUUCUUAGGUGCACACUGUCACUGUCUGCUUAAUGUGUGUGACGUGACAGUCAUGAGCAUCAUGGUCCUGUCAACAGCAUCGUCUCACUGAACCCAGAACUGCUGCCUGUCCUGCGUAGUCUCGCCUGAACCCAGUAAGGGUUUGCAUUGUCAGUGUUAACAAGUUAAAACAAGGAGGAACUGCUCUGUGGAUCAGCUAUACUGAGUGUUUUCUGUGAAAACAAUGACCUUUGUGUCUCUUGUGGGACUGUAAGAAUGUAAUGUUUUUUUUGUUGCUCCUUCCACAUUUUUUGAUACAAUCUUGAGAAUGUUAGCCCUUUCUUGUCAGUAUGAAAUGUUUGUAUGAAUACUGAUUGCUUAUUCAGGCACAGUCAUGUUUUCCGUUUAAUUCUUUUGUACACAGUGUAUUGAAUAAAU